Messenger RNA from Heterocephalus glaber (naked mole-rat), 10008 nucleotides. It is a transcript of the gene Rsf1, whose product is annotated as remodeling and spacing factor 1. Gene Ontology annotation, molecular function: histone binding. Gene Ontology annotation, biological process: negative regulation of DNA-templated transcription. The record is from RefSeq and is a predicted model, not a curated record. NCBI's taxonomy places the organism in Eukaryota, Metazoa, Chordata, Mammalia, Rodentia, Bathyergidae. Gene Ontology annotation, cellular component: RSF complex.
GUAGGGGGAGGAAAGGGGGCGGAAAGAGGACGGAAAGUGAAAGGCACAGAGCGCCUCUCUGUCCCCCGUCUGGCUCAGUUCUCGACUGCUCCGCGCCGCCGUGGUAUUGUGGGAUCGCGGCGCGGACCUAGAGACGCGGGGAUCCGCAGGGGAGCCCACUCGAGAGCGCCUCCUGUCGUCGGAAGGCUGCCCUGCCAUCCUCAGCACCCCAACUCCUCCCUCCCCCCCAUCGCCGCCUCCUCCUCCAUCCUCCAGUUCAAAAUGGCGACGGCGGCGGCAGCGGCGGCGGCGAUGGCUCCUCCGGGCUGCCCAGGUUCGUGCCCCAACUUCGCCGUAGUCUGCUCCUUCCUGGAGCGCUACGGGCCGCUGCUAGACCUGCCCGAGUUGCCGUUCCCCGAGCUGGAGCGGGUGCUGCAAGCGCCACCGCCGGACGUCGGCCACGGAGAAGUACCAAAAGAAUUGGUGGAGCUCCAUUUGAAGUUGAUGAGGAAGAUUGGCAAAUCUGUUACAGCAGACAGAUGGGAAAAAUACUUGAUCAAGAUAUGCCAAGAAUUUAAUAGCACCUGGGCCUGGGAGAUGGAGAAGAAGGGCUAUCUUGAAAUGAGUGUUGAGUGCAAACUAGCCCUCUUAAAGUAUCUCUGCGAGUGUCAAUUUGAUGACAAUCUUAAAUUCAAGAAUAUUAUUAAUGAGGAAGAUGCCGACACUAUGCGUCUUCAGCCAAUUGGGCGAGACAAGGAUGGCCUCAUGUAUUGGUACCAGUUGGAUCAAGAUCACAAUGUCAGAAUGUACAUAGAAGAGCAAGAUGAUCAAGAUGGCUCUUCAUGGAAAUGCAUUGUCAGAAAUCGAAACGAGUUGGCUGAGACUCUUGCGCUCCUGAAAGCACAAAUUGAUCCUGUACUAUUGAAAAACUGUAGCCAACAGGACAACUCUUCUCGGGAAAGUCCUACCUUAGAGGAUGAGGAGACUAAAAAAGAGGAAGAAACACCUAAACAAGAGGAACAGAAGGAAACCAAAAAGACAAAAGAAGAGAGGCCAGUGGAUUCAGUAAACCACUCUACAGCCAGUGUUUUAGAAGAGACUAUUUUUCAAGUUGAAAAAGAUGAUGAAAAGGAACUUAUAAAACUUCCAGUCAUUGUAAAGCUAGAAAAGUCUUUGCCAGAAAGUGAGGAAAAAAAGAUUAUCAAAGAAGAAAGUGAUUCUUUCAAGGAAAAUAUCAAACCCAUUAAAGUUGAAGUGAAAGAAUGUAGAACAGAUCCCAAAGAUAGCAAAGGUAGCAUGGAGAAGGUAGGAGCACAGGAACCCGAGAGGUUAGAAUUUGGUGGCAAUGUCCGAUCUUCUCAGGACAUUACAGAAAAAUCUACUGAGGAGACUGAGAAACUUAAAAAUGACCAGCAGGCAAAAAUACCACUUAAAAAACGAGAAAUUAAACUGAGUGAUGAUUUUGAUAGUCCAGUCAAAGGACCUCUGUGUAAAUCCGUUACUCCAACAAAAGAAUUUUUGAAAGAUGAAAUUAAACAAGAGGAAGAGACCUGUAAAAGGAUCUCUACAGUCACAACUUUGAGUCAUGAUGGAAAACAGCUGGUAAAUGGAGAAGUUAAUGAUGAAAAGGUAACUUCAAAUGUUAAAACAGAACAAAUAGAGACAAAGUUUUCUGAUACAAAGGAAGAUAUCUGUAGCAGCCUUUCUAAGGACAGAAGUGUCAUCAUGGAAGGAAAUGGAGCCGAGUGCUUAAAUUCUGUCCUAACCAGUACUAAAAUACAUGAUCUUGAGAUAGAAGUGGUCCCUUUAGGGAAAGUUGAAGAUAGUGCAGGGUCAGUUGUAGGGACUCACAGUCAGAAAGGGCUGUUAGAGGAACCUGGUCUUCCAGAAAUGGAAACUUCUCUCAAGUCUUCUGAAAUAGCAAAGGAUCUCUCUUUAAAAACUGCUUUAUCUGCCACUGAAUCCUGUACCAUAAAAAUUGAAGAGAAGCCCCCCAAAAGUAAGAAAGAUAACCACCCACCAAUCCUGGAAAGUCUUGAAAAAGUAGAGAAGUCCAAAAAGACAUUUCUUGAUAAGGAUACACAAAGAUUGAGUCCAAUACCAGAAGAAGUUCCAAAGAGUACUAUAGAAUCAGAAAAGCCAGGCUCUCCUGGGGCAGCUGAAAAUUCCCCACCGUCUAAAAUGACUGACCAUUGUGAGAAACUAGCUUCAGAAAAAGAAGGGGUAGAAUGUCAAAGUAUAAGUUCUGUUGAAGGUCUGGAAAAAACAGCCCCAGACAUUCUAACAGAAGAUUCUGAUUCCAUGAAGGUGGAAAUGGAUAAUCUGGACAAUACCCAGACCUCUGGCUUAGGUGAUCCUUCUGAGACAAAGGAUUCUGUGCAAAGAAGCAAAUUUAAAUAUAAGUUGGUUCCUGAAGAAGAAACUGCUGCCUCAGAAAAUACAGAGAUAACUUCAGAAAGACAGAAAGAAGGUAUCAAAUUAACAAUUAGGAUAUCUAGUCGGAAGAAGAAGGCAGAUUGUCCCCCUGAAAUUCUAGAACCAGAAAGCAAGCAAGAAAAGACAGAAAAAGAAGAAGAGAAAACAAAUGUGGGUCGUACUUUAAGGAGGUCUCCAAGAAUAUCUAGACCUACAGCAAAAGCAGCUGAGAUCAGGGAUCAGAAAGCUGAUAAAAAAAGAGGUGAGGGAGAAGAUGAAAUAGAAGAAGAGUCAGCAGCUUUGCAAAAAACAGACAAAAAAGAUUUGAAAAAAACAGAGAAGGAUACGAAUUCUAAAAUAAGCAAGGUAAAACCUAAAGGCAAAGUUCGAUGGACUGGUUCUCGAACACGUGGUAAAUGGAAAUAUUCCAGCAAUGAUGAAAGUGAAGGCUCUGACAGUGAAAAGUCAUCUGCAGCUUCGGAAGAGGAAGUAGAAAAGGAAAGUGAAGAAGCCAUCUUAGCAGAUGAUGAUGAACCAUGCAAAAAAUGUGGCCUUCCAAACCAUCCUGAACUAAUUCUUCUGUGUGAUUCUUGUGACAGUGGAUACCACACCGCCUGCCUCCGCCCUCCUCUGAUGAUCAUCCCUGAUGGAGAAUGGUUUUGCCCCCCUUGUCAACAUAAGCUGCUGUGUGAAAAAUUAGAGGAACAGUUGCAAGAUUUGGAUGUUGCCUUAAAGAAAAAGGAGCGUGCUGAAAGAAGGAAAGAACGCUUGGUAUAUGUGGGUAUCAGUAUUGAAAACAUCAUUCCUCCACAAGAACCAGAUUUUUCUGAAGAUCAAGAAGAAAAGAAAAAAGAUUCAAAAAAAUCCAAACCAAACUUGCUUGAAAGAAGGUCAACAAGAACACGGAAAUGCAUAAGCUACAGAUUUGAUGAGUUUGAUGAAGCAAUUGAUGAAGCUAUAGAAGAUGAUAUCAAAGAAGCUGAUGGAGGAGGAGUUGGCCGAGGAAAAGACAUCUCCACCAUCACAGGUCACCGUGGGAAAGACAUCUCUGCUAUCUUAGAGGAAGAAAGAAAAGAAAAUAAACGACCCCAGAGGGCAGCUGCUGCUCGACGGAAGAAACGCCGGCGUCUAAAUGAUCUGGACAGUGAUAGCAACCUGGAUGAAGAAGAGAGUGAAGAUGAAUUCAAGAUCAGUGAUGGAUCUCAAGAUGAAUUUGUUGUAUCUGAUGAAAACCUAGAUGAAAGUGAAGAAGAUCCACCAUCUAAUGAUGAUAGCGACACUGAUUUCUGUAGCCGCAGACUAAGGCGACACUCCUCCCGGCCAAUGAGGCAAAGCAGACGUUUGCGCAGAAAGACUCCAAAGAAAAAGUACUCUGAUGACGAUGAAGAGGAAGAAUCUGAGGAGAACAGUAGAGACUCUGAAAGUGACUGUAGCGAUGAUUUUAGUGAUGAUUUUGUAGAAACUCGGCGAAGGCGAUCAAGGAGGAACCAGAAAAGACAAAUUAACUACAAAGAAGAUUCAGAAAGUGAUGGCUCCCAGAAGAGUUUACGACGCGGCAAAGAAAUAAGGCGAGUUCACAAGCGCAGACUUUCCAGUUCAGAGAGUGAAGAGAGCUAUGCAUCCAAGAACUCUGAAGAUGAUGAGCUAUCUAAAGAAUCAAAACGGUCUGUUCGAAAGCGAAGCCGAAGUACAGAUGACUAUUCAGAAGCAGAUGAGGAAGAGGAAGAGGAGGGCAAACCAUCCCGAAAACGCCUACACCGGAUUGAGACGGACGAGGAGAGCUGUGACAAUACUCACGGAGGUGCAGAUCAGCAUACCCAUGACAGCCAGCCCAGGGUCUUGCCCUCAGAGCAAGAGAGCACCAAGAAGCCCUACCGGAUAGAGAGUGAUGAGGAAGAGGACUUUGAUAAUGUUGGCAAAGUAGGGAGCCCUUUGGACUAUAGCUUAGUGGAUUUACCUUCUACUAAUGGACAGAGUCCUGGCAAAGCCAUUGAGAACUUGAUUGGGAAGCCAACUGAGAAACCUCAGACCCCCAAGGACAACAGCACAGCCAGUGCAAGCUUAGCCUCCAAUGGGACAAGUAGUGGACAGGAGGCAGGGGCACCAGAAGAGGAAGAAGAUGAGCUUUUGAGAGUAACUGACCUUGUUGAUUAUGUCUGUAACAGUGAACAGUUAUAAGACUUUUGUUUCCAUUUUUGUGCUAAUUUAUUCCACGGUAGCUCUCACACCAGCGGGCCAGUUAUUAAAAGCUGUUUAAUUUUUCCUAGAAAACUCCACUACAGAAUGACUUUUUAGAAGAAAAAUUUCAACAAGUCCUGAAGUCUUUCUGUGAAGUGACCAGUUUUGAACUUUGAAGAUAAAUAAUUGCUGUAAAUUCCUUUUGAUUUUCCUUUUCCAAGUUCAUGGUCCUUGGUAAUUUCAUUCAUGAAAAAAAAAUCUUAUUAUAAUAACAACAAAGAUUUGUAUAUUUUUGACUUUAUAUUUCCUGAGCUCUCCUGACUUUGUGAAAAGGGUGAUAAGAAUGCAUUCCAAAUCUGUGAGGGCCAAAAAACAGAAUCUAGGGGUGGGAGAAAGCACUUGUGCUCUAGCUUUUCAUAUUAAAUAUAUAUUAUAUUUAAACAGUCAUGCAUAGAUAAUGAUUAGCAGACCAUUUCAAAGCUCACAUCUGAACUGUUGCCUCCUUGAGAAUUGUAGAUAACAUCAUACAUAAGUCAUUUAGUAAUAGCCUUUGUGAAAUCAACUUGUUUACUAUUGGAGUUACCACAUUUUAAAUAAAGAAGAGACCGUGAACAUACCAUCGUAAAAAAAAAAAAUCAACCUAAGUUCCUGUUAUAGUGGAGUUUCUUGUUAACAAAAUCAUCUGAAAAGCAUUUGAUCAGUAAAAUCAAUAAUGAAGCUUUGACAACCAGAUUGUGCUAGCAACAAAGUUUUUAAAAAUAGCUUUAUGAAGUGGUAAAAGGUGGCCUUUUAUAUACUGUGUCUCAAGGGGAAUUAAUGAAAUAAAUAUGGUCUUUCUUAAGACCUAGAUGGACUGUAAACAUUGCCAAUAAUAUAACUGUUGUCUUUUGGCCACUUGUAUUUAAAUAUCUGAAGUUCAUUUUGAAGAAAUACAUCUAUAUGUAACAUACAUAAAGAGAUGCUAAGCUGACAAUGGUAUUUUAGCACAUUUGAAGACUGGGAAGGGAUUUUCAGGUGAAUUUUAACUGGUUAUUCUUGCCCUUAGUAUCUACUUCAAAUUGAAGUCUACAAACAAAGCAGUUCCUUUGGGAGGUUUUUAGUUUGAAUUUUAGCAUGUGUGUGUCUGUGUGCCUGCACGUGCCUCUAUGUGUGUGUGUGGGUGGGUGUGUGUGGGUGUGUGUGUGUGUGUGUGUUGGCAUUUCCUAUCUGCCUGGAUAUACUAGCAGGGUCUGAAUGUAGUUUUGGCCUUAGGUCAUUAGUCUUCUAUUAAAAUUCAUUAAUAAUCACACAACUAUCAUAGAGUUGAAGGAGAACCACCAAUAUACUUAAUAGGCAUGACAUCCAUUUUAAACAUCUCAACACUUUAAAGAAAGGUAAGCCCUUUCUUUCAAGAAAAGGUGGAAUGUAACUAAAUAUCUAACAUGAUUGACACUAAAAUAUGAACUUUAUCUUUAGUUUCUGUUACAGCUGUAAAAUUUCAGGCAGAGCCAUAACAUUGUACAGAGUAUAGCACUUGUGAUUAAUCCUUGCCUGUCACAUUCUGAAACCUUCACCCAUGACUUCUGUGAGUACUGUUGCUCUGGGAUUUGGAUUUUUCUAUCCCAGUGUUGUGUCUGUUGCCGGCAAUGGACACACCAUAUCUGCUGCUGGCCCAAGGAAUUUUAUUUUUCUUUCCAAAUUAAGCAUUGUAUGUGCUAGUCAGUGAAUACUAAAGCACUUCUCUUAUUAUUACAGAGCUGGCAUUAGACUUGCAUAUACUUCUCUAGAGUCUUUAUGUUCCUACUUUUCCUUUCUCAACAAGUGUUACCAUUAUAUCUUAUAUGUUGGCCUUGAAAAUUUAUAGCUGUUGUUUUUCAGUUGUUUUUUUGUUUCACUUUAGUUCUUUAGCACCUGCCCAUUAACAUUUUUGCUUUGAUUCUAGCUAUGUAUAUGUAUCUGUAUAAAAAAAUAAAAUAAUGAAAGCAGCCUAAAAAUAGGAUGCAACAAUAACAUGUGGUUCCAAGUAACUUGUGAUUUUUAUUUUGAGAGAAUGUUCCACUGGAAGGGAGGGAAGGGCUUACAUUUAAAGGCAGUGAGGCAGGGCUAAAAUGGAGCCACAUUCACUUACUAAUCCCCCUUUCUAGCUUGUUUUAUUUAUUUGAAAGUCAGCUAAGGAUUUUAAACCUUUUAAAAUAUCUAAACAGGCAGGCAUAAGGAUUCCUACUAUGUAGUGUAAGGUAAGUGUAAAUGUAUAAGUGGCCUUUCCUGCUCCAAACUCUGUCUCUACUGUUUUAGUCCUGCAGCCGGGUAAAGCCACUAUGAUGUAGAAACUCUGUGCCCUGUCUCUACCUCUGGACACAUCAGCUCCUGCUUCUACCUAUUAAUUCUCCUUAGUUAAGCGGAUGAUCACUAGUAUUAAAUGAGUAGGUAAUUUAACAGAAUGCUUAACAUGACAUAAGGAGUUCUUUUUACCCUUCUGCUCUGGAAAGUUCCAAGUAAUUUUUAUAGUUAAGACUGAGUUUUCCAUUUUGCAGAUGUCCAUUGACAUGGGUUAUGAAACCACUUGUGUUGCCUGGUACUUACCAACCCUUAAGUAAGUGUUUAUCAACUGUGGUUCAUCUACCAAGAAUAUAAUUCAGGAAGCUAAUAAACACUAUGCAGAUAGAUAAAGUUCUGCUGCUUUUUUCUUUUCUUUUGUGGUGGUGGUGGUGGUGGUGGUGGUGCUGGGGAUUAAACCCAGGACUUCGUGCAUGCUAACCAAGCAUUGUCCCAAUAAGCUAAGUCCCCAGACCUGGUUAGUGUUUAGAUUCAGUCCUACAGAGUCUGUUAUCGCUCAGAUAUAAUUACUCUGAAGAAUUUUGUUAAUGUUAAAUUAAAAAUUAGAAGAAAUGUUCUGUAUCCAAGGACACAAUACAUUCAUUAGGAAAAUAAAGGAAAGCAGUAAUUCAUGUAGAAUGUAGACCGUCUUGGAUCCUUAUUAGGGCACUAGCCAUGGAUUUAGAUUCACGAUAGUUGCUAUAUAAUAGAGCCCUUUUAAUAAUAAAAGCUUUUUAAAAAAUACAAGUUGGGCUCCCAAUAUCAAACUCUAUAGUCUACAGCAAAUGUAUUAUGGGGAGAUGUAGUUUUAGUAUUCAGACAGUUUAGUCUACAAUUUCUCAAAGAUCUGAUAAGUAGCCAAACUUCCACAAUGCAAAAGCUUUGAAUUGAAAUAUUACAUGAAAAGGACUCAGACUGGUUCUAUACAUUUGUGUUGAUGAUAAUGCUUAGUGUAAAACAUUUUUCAUUGUUGGCACAUUACUGCAAAAUGACACCAGACAUAUUUUCAAGAAUAUUGAGGUUGGAUUUCUUUGGCAUCCUUUUCUAAUUGGUCAAGGUUGAAGAUUUAAUGAAUAAAGAGUUUCACUUAGAAUAAAUUCAUGUCUACUGGUAGUGUUUUUUAAAAAGCAAUCUGCCAAAGAACCAAAAAUUUUGAAUGCUAAUGAAGUUGUUGAGGAAAAACCCCUUAAUUUUAAAUAAUAUUAAUAAAAAACUAAAGAAUAUUACUAUCCAAUUUUCACUUUUUGUUGCUAGAACCCAUCCUAUAUUUUUAAAAUUAUUUUUAUUAGUGCCUAUUAAUUUUACAAAAUGCUGGGUCCCAUCCUAUAUUUAAGCAAAAUACAUAAUGUUAAGAAAAAUGUGGACAUUACUUAUUUAAAUUGAGAUUUAAAAUGAUGAGAAAAUGUAAGUUAUUUUUUAAGUGGGAAUUUCCUUUGUCACAAGGAAUUCACAAUUAUUUAUGGGCAUCAGAGAUGUUAACCAUUCAGUAGUUUGUUUUACCAUACAACUCUAAAGAAGCUAAUGAAUGUACAAAUUUAAUAUUCAGAAAAAGUUGUGAACUCCCUUCUUUACCAACACAGUGGAACGUGUCUUUAAUUCAUGGUGUUGCCUCACAGCUUCUGGUAUUCAAAAACCCAAAUCUUUUUUCAAGUGGAAUAUCCGUGUGUGUGUGUGUGUGUGUGUGUGUGUGUGUAUAUGUGUGUGUGUGUAUGUGUAUGUAUGUAUAUAUAUAUAUAUAUACAUUUUAGAAAUUAGAAGAAAUAAUCCAUUGGUAAUUUCUUAUAAAAAGAAAAAUUGCUUUGAAAUUGAUACAAAACUAUGGAUAUUUAAUUACAGAAAGUCUAGAGUAAAACAGUUUUUCUUCUUGGUGUGACAUUCUCAAAAUAUAUUCCUGGUUUUCCAAGAAGCAGAGAAUGCCAAGACUGUAUACCUGCUGUAACCUUUCUGGUCCUCAUUCUGCUUUAUAUGCUCAUAGGAUACAAUCUGUUCCUACUUUAUCCACCAUUUCCAGUUUGUACCUGUGAACCUACCUUGGAAGAAGCAAGUAAAGUGAUUUUUUUUCUCCAUUAUUUUUAUACCAAUCCUGAAAGACCAGGCCUUUUGCAGUCAAUGUGUUUAAACUGGGUUGUGUUAUUUGGUUACUUAUGGAACAUACAUUUUGAUAAUAUUUCACUCCAAUAAAUUAAGACUUUGAGUGCCAAGAAUUGCUAAGUAACUGUAACAUUGAAAAGUCACUCCCAAGUAAACAUACGUUCUAAAAUAGUAAAUUUGUUAUAUAACCACUUCAGAUUGUACACUUAACUUUUUUUUUUUUUCAACUCAUGUAGACCCUUUCAGAAGUUGAUUCAGAAUAUGGUCAUGGUCACCUUAGUGGAUUUUGUUCCCUCGUUUUGGUCAUGUGAGUUCAAUAUUUUUAAAAUUUCGUAUUUAUACUAAUACGCUUUGGGAAAGGCUGUAAACUCAAUUUUGGCACAUUGUAGAGGUUUCAGUUAAUGAAGUUGUUAUUUUUAUCCUAAGGACUUUAAGGUAUCCUAUAUAAGAUAUGAGAGGGCAUAACAGAUCAUUAGAUGGGUAGAAAUUUAUUAAAAUCUUUAGAUAUUAUGAAUGAGAAAAAAUUUUUUUACAGGAAUUACAUUUGUGUUUUUUGCCAAACCAGACAAGCAAGAAAAUAUGCCUAGGACUGAAUAACCUCCCUUGUUCUUUUUGCCACUGGAUUAUGUAAGUUAAGAAUGGAAUUGUUUACCCUAACUAUAUAUUUCUUGACUUCCAUCCAUUUCUAAGGAAAUCUAAUUUAAGUUUUGGGGUUUUGUUUGAUCUGUAUUUAUUGAGUUCUGGUCAUAGACCAGGAGCCUGCAUGACAUGCUUAUUGACAGCCAGAACACAGUCAUUGGGGAACUUAAUGGCUCAAAACUUUCUGAAUAGUUUUAACUUAUUUUGUAUGUUGCAAAAAAAAAAAGAAAGAAAAGUUUUAAAAAAAAGUUUAUUUUGCUUGAGAGUCACAUUUUUUUAUAACUGUACAGCUUUUAAGGGAUGGGAGGUGGGAAAAUACCCUAAAAUAGGAUGUAGAUUUUUACAAUUGUGUUUAUGGUAGAACAUCUGCAGGUGCAUUAUGUAAUUAAACCUAAAAUUGUUUUAACAAUC